Molecule: messenger RNA, 774 nt
Organism: Entamoeba invadens IP1
Lineage: Eukaryota; Evosea; Mastigamoebida; Endamoebidae
Exons: 1
Coding region: 1-774 (257 amino acids)
Source: RefSeq, a predicted model, not a curated record
AUGUCGAAAUUUCACUUUAACCCAAUCCCUAUUUAUAACCGAACUAUUAAUUAUUUUCCAAACAUAGAAACUUUAAACUUGUGGGAUGCCAAUGAUCCCAAUUUUGGAAAUGACAUUUAUGACAUUACAUAUUUUCCUACAUACAAAAGAAAUUUCUUUCAAGUCAACAUAUGGUUUGAAGUGACAUUCACUGAUUACCUCAAUGUAGGUGCCAUCUCUUAUUUGUCAUUUAAAAAUUUGGUUGUAACUAACAAAGACCAAAAAUCCUUUAAAAAAAUUCGGUCAAUUGAAAUCCCACAAAAUGUUCGUAAAUUAGAAGAAAUGUGUUUUUGUGGAAAUGGUUCUAUUCAAUCGGUGAGUCUUCCUCCAACCGUCACUAUAUUAGGAAGAAAGUCUUUGUGUUCAUGCAAGUCACUUUCUAUAGUAGAAAUGUCAGAGAAUAUAUACUCCAUUGGAGAGUCCUGUUUUUUCAAUUGCGAUUCGCUCACUUCUAUUAAACUCCCAAAUUACACAAUACGGAAUUUACCAUAUAGAGCAUUUGCGCGUUGUAUUAGACUUAAAGAAUUCACAAUACCAAAGAGUGUGACCCAACUUGGAGCAGACUGUUUUAAUGGGUGUGUCAUGUUAAAAGAAAUGAAUAUCCCAAGUUCAGUUGUUUCAAUCGGCAGAGAGUGCUUCUCAAGAUGUGAAACCCUUUCAAUUGUUAACAUACCCCAAAGUGUCAGUUUAAUAGGCAAUGGGUGCUUUUCUAAGUGUAUAAAUUGCUCAGUAUAG